Messenger RNA from Sparassis crispa, 1182 nucleotides. Its product is annotated as Retrovirus-related Pol polyprotein from transposon 17.6. Bases 1 to 1182 code for a protein of 393 amino acids. The transcript has a single exon. Lineage: Eukaryota; Fungi; Basidiomycota; Agaricomycetes; Polyporales; Sparassidaceae. The record is from RefSeq and is a predicted model, not a curated record.
AUGCUAAUUGACUGUGGUUCACCUUCAGUUCUUAUUAGAGAUGACCUUGCCUCCACACUACACCUCCACCAUUUCAAAUUGCGCAAGCUGUUCCCUCUUGGAGAUGCGUGGGGUGCAGGCGAACAAGUAUCGCAUGAAUGGGUUAAAUUACGUGUCUCUUCAGCUGAUUCCUCCUGGACCUCUAUCACUUGUCAAGCAAUCAUUGUGCCCUCAUUAUGUGUACCUGUACUUCUCGGUAACCUGUUCCUUAAAUUCAAUCACCUCAUAAUCGACCUCGAACAUCCCUCCAUCAUUGAUAAGCGCACCAACUUCGACUUGUUACACCCACCCUCCAUCUCUCCCCCAUCCGUUCUUCUUCCACCCCGUGAACGUCGCAAUGCCACAGCCGAAGAUUCCGAACUAAUCGCCCAUCAUCAGCUCGCCCUACACCGUGACAUUAUGUGUGACCUUCUCCUCAAUACUCCACCUGUUCCCCCAAUCACAUCCUCCUCCAUCUCUGUUAUUGCCUCCAUCUGUGAAUGUGUUGAAGAUCUUGCGUUCCUCGCCACAUUAACACAUGAGAAUGCGGAUAUGAAAUCCCGCUUUGCAGACCUUUUUCCUCUCGACAUUCCGAAUCUCGAGGAAUUACCAACCAAUGUCUACCACCAUUUCCGUUUGAAAGAUCCAAACCUCAUUAUCACUCGAUGCCAAUAUGAUUGCCCAAAGAAAUAUCGUGAAGCAUGGAAAAUGCUUCUACAGCAACAUUUGGACGCAGGCCGUAUGCGGCCCUCAUCCUCCCCGUAUGCUUCCCCUUCUUUCCUCAUUCCAAAGGCCGAUCCCACGGCUUUGCCAUGUUGGGUCAAUGAUUAUCGCGUGCUGAAUGCUAACAUCAUUCCUGAUGUUUACCCUUUACCGAGCAUACAGGAAAUUUUGUCCGAUUGUGGCAAAGGUACAAUUUGGGGUAAACUCAAUAUGACUAAUUCCUUUUUCCAGACCCACAUACACCCAGACGAUAUCCCUUACACUGCAGUUACCACUCCUUUCAGUUUGUGUGAAUGGACAGUGAUGCCUCAAGGGUGCCGCAACGCCCCAGUGAGCCAUCAAAGUCGCAUAUUCAAAGCACUGCGUCCCUACAUCGGCUCCAUUUGUCAUGUAUACCUCGAUGACAUUAUUAUCUGGUCAUCCUUGCUGGACGAACAUUGA